GUGUUUGUGUGUGUAUGAGUGUGUGUAUCUCAUGGUAUCCGCCCCCCCGCUGGUUAGACAGUCAGUCAGCAGCCAGACAGGAUGGAGUUCACGCCACUCUGCUUGAUGCUCUUGUUGGUGACUCUGAUUCAGUCUGAAGAUGUUCUAGGAGAAGUCUCUCUGAGGGUCAUUUCCGGCAGAUCUCAGUUCUUCAGCUUAGAGCUUGUCUCCCUGAGCUGUGAGGAUCAGGGGAGCUCUGCUGGAGGGAGGGUGAGGUGGAACACCACAGCAGGAAGGUCUUCAGAGUGUGGAGUAGGCUGGGGGAGGCUGAUAGGAUCCUUCUGCAUCCUCAGUUAUGUGCUCUCAUCAGACAGUGGAGUGUACUGGUGUGAGUCUGGCUCAGGAGAACACAGCCAUGCUGUCAACAUCACAGUACAUGAUGGUAAUGUAAUCCUGGAGAGUCCUGUCCUCCCUGUGAACCAGGGACAAGCUGUGACUCUAUACUGUAGAUACCGGACACCUCCCUCUGACCUCACAGCUGCCUUCUACAAGGAUGGAUCUCUGGUCAGGACUGAGGCUGCAGGAGAGAUGACCAUCCCUGUUGUGUCUCCAUCUGAUGCAGGGUUGUACAGGUGCAUCAACUCUAAGCUGGGAGGAUCUCCAGAGAGCUGGCUGGCUGUAAGAGGUGAGAUGAUAAUCACCUCUUGGUUUUUGUCAUGUUUUGAUGUAGUUACCACCCAUACAUUCCAAUCUCCAGCCCUUCCUCCACCUCCAGAUCACUCUCCACCUCCAGCUUCACCUCCAGAUCACUCUCCACCUCCAGCUUCACCUCCAGAUCACUCUCCACCUCCAGCUUCACCUCCAGAUCACUCUCCACCUCCAGCUUCACCUCCAGAUCACUCUCCACCUCCAGCUUCACCUCCAGAUCACUCUCCACCUCCAGCUUCACCUCCAGAUCACUCUCCCCCUCCAGCUUCACCUCCAGAUCACUCUCCACCUCCAGCUUCACCUCCAUCUUCACCUCCAUCUCCACCUCCACCUCCAGCCCCCCUGCUGUCUCUGUCCAGACUGCUGUGUCGUAUCCUGGUGUCUCUUCCCUACCUGGUGGUCACUGUCCUGCUGCUGGAGAUGUGCUGCAGGUCCAGAGCAACAGGUCAUGCUGAGAGGGAACUGAGGAAGGAUGAUGUCAUCGAAGAUUCACCCUGAGUCUGCAGAGCAGUACGCUGUAUGUGUGUCUACUUCCUGUUUUUAUUAAAGUUGUCAACAAAUCAUCCGCUUCGCCUGCUGACUAAAUAACCAAUAAAAACAGAGAAUGCGGA
Molecule: messenger RNA, 1298 nt
Organism: Osmerus eperlanus (European smelt)
Lineage: Eukaryota; Metazoa; Chordata; Actinopteri; Osmeriformes; Osmeridae
Exons: 5
Coding region: 82-1185 (367 amino acids)
Biological process (GO): cell surface receptor signaling pathway
Cellular component (GO): plasma membrane
Molecular function (GO): transmembrane signaling receptor activity
Source: RefSeq, a predicted model, not a curated record